AGAUCAAGCCCAAUAAUGCAGCUAUCUUGCUUUAAUACCUUUGUGUAUUUUCUAUCAAUAUAAGUUAAAUUAAAAAAAAUGGAGGACGUGAAUUUAUCGAAGAAAAAUAAAGGACCUUUAAUUGAUCCAGCACUAUGUCGUUGUUGCCGUUCUAUAAAGAAAUGUCGGCUUCUAACAACAGAAUACGAAUUCAUGGGAGCAAAGGAAGUGUAUUCGGAUAUGUUUAUGGAUGUGUUUGGAUUACUUCUAUCACACUUAGAGGACGAGAGCAAAGAGUCUUGUAUAUGCGCGACGUGCGUAUCUCGUCUCCGUGAAGCGUGUGCGUUCAGGCGUCAAGUGCUUCAGUCGGAGCAGAUGUUUAUAGAGGCACGGCUACAGAGUAAAGAUGAAACUGACCAGAAUGUCAAAAUAGAAAUAAAAACGGAGCCGGCCUGUGAUGCCGACUCCAAUGAUGUCACAGACAUACAAGACGACCGUUAUGAUGACGAUUUAAAUAUAAAACUGGAUUCACAAACGUCCACAGAUGAAGAUAAUGUUAAACCGAGCCUCCCUCUAAAGAAAACUAGAAAUACCCAGAAGAGCAAAGUUUGUAAGGAAUUGAGAAGCGGCGGGAAAAUGCACAGAUUGAGGUCAAAGCUGGAUAAAUUGUUGAAAACAGAUUCGCCGCCUCAGAAAAAGUUACAAUUAAAAAAACAAGCCAUCGAUCACGACCAAAUGGCGUUCACGAAUACAAUCACAAUCGUUCACAAUUCAUACGUUUGUCCAUUUCACAAUCGCAUCAGCUUCUAUUAUUGUUACUAUUGCAAGGACCAAUUCACGAAUCCGAACGAACUCAGAGAGCACACACUAUCCCACGACCCGAAGGAACUGUUCGAGGAUACGACGGAAAAUAAAAAAACUCCAAAAAUCGAUAUCACGAGAAUCGAUUGUAGAUUGUGUCCGGAAAAAAUCGACGAUCUCGACACAUUCAAGACGCACAUCACUAACGUACACGGGAAGGUCAUCUAUCCUGUCACGAAUGAAUUUUUGAAGUUUCGUCUGACAUUAAAUAAUUUGACAUGCACAGAGUGUAGUAGUGUAUUUCCUUAUUUCGAUUCCCUAAAAAAACACAUGAUCGAUCAUUUCGGUACAUUUACUUGUGACAUGUGUGGCGCGUGCUUUCUAGAACAGGCGUCGUUGAGAACGCACAUUAAAACCCACAAUAAAAUCGAUGUUAAUUUUCCGUGCGAGAUAUGCGGUAAGAAUUUGAAAUCGAAAUACAGUCGAAGUUUACACGUCGCGACGGUCCAUGAAAAGAAACCUUUUGUCAAUUGUUACAAAUGCGACGCGACAUUUCUUUCAUACGCGUUGCGCAACCGACAUUUGAUCGAAGUUCACGGCGACAAGCGCACGUUUCCUUGUAAGUUGUGUGAUAAAGUUUACAAUAGACGUAAGACGCUGAUGGAACACAAUCGCCGUAACCAUUUGAAAGUGUACCGACAUCAAUGCGAUCUGUGCGAUCAAAGGUUCUAUCUACCAUCUCGUUUGAAGGAACACAUGGCGACUCAUACGGGAGAGAGGAAUUUUAGGUGCGAAUUUUGUGAUAAAAGUUAUCCGAGAUUGCAAUCUUUGCAAGAACAUAUACGAUCCCAUAGCAGUGAAAGGAGGUUUAAGUGCGAUGUUUGUAAUACAGCGUUCACACAUAGCGGGAGUCUUAAAAAUCAUAUGAAAAGUAAUCACCAAGUGUUCGAAAUGGAAGGUUAUAAUUGAUGUAAGCGAAAUUUAGUUCAAUUUCCAAAAUAUAGUGGCGGGAAAAUUUAAUGACACUGACAUUUGGUAAACAGAUUAAAGAAAACUUUUUAAAAAUAUUUGCGCUUAAAUGUACA
Messenger RNA from Nymphalis io (European peacock), 1865 nucleotides. RefSeq names its product zinc finger protein 37-like. Gene Ontology annotation, cellular component: nucleus. Gene Ontology annotation, molecular function: DNA-binding transcription factor activity, RNA polymerase II-specific; zinc ion binding; RNA polymerase II transcription regulatory region sequence-specific DNA binding. Bases 79 to 1749 code for a protein of 556 amino acids. The record is from RefSeq and is a predicted model, not a curated record. The transcript has 5 exons. NCBI's taxonomy places the organism in Eukaryota, Metazoa, Arthropoda, Insecta, Lepidoptera, Nymphalidae. Gene Ontology annotation, biological process: regulation of transcription by RNA polymerase II.